Messenger RNA from Penicillium malachiteum, 1002 nucleotides. RefSeq lists its product as uncharacterized. NCBI's taxonomy places the organism in Eukaryota, Fungi, Ascomycota, Eurotiomycetes, Eurotiales, Aspergillaceae. The transcript is spliced from 2 exons. The record is from RefSeq and is a predicted model, not a curated record. The coding region runs from base 1 to 1002 and encodes 333 amino acids.
AUGGAUAAUGCUGAGGCAACAAAGAAGCUCAUCGGUGAUCCAGCCGCAAAAUACACGACGGUAACUGAUCUGACGGACGCUGGCUGGAUACAGUAUACAGGGACCGUCACCGAAAUUGCAGCUAUUGAGACAAAGCUGCGUGGCUACUUGGACCUCACUUUACUGGAUGGGUUGGGCGUGAAUUUGGUAAAUAAUGUGCUUGUCGACUGGAGGUGGAUAGUUGGUGCGGAUGGGGUUCUCACAGCGGAUCUUAGGCUAAUGGACAUUCCUUUCAUUCAGGAGUUUGAAGCACUCAGCCCCAACGCUCCUACAGGCGUGGCUAUGAGUCAAAAUUGGUAUAAUGUCGAAGGUGGUCUUAUUAUUGUGAACUCUGCAUGGAGCCCGAAGUAUAUGUACGGUCAAUCCUCAGGUCAGUCAUGGUGGCCAUCGACAGUAACGGAGAAGACUGUUGAAGAGCUCACUGUUAGCAAGUCCUCGGAUGUGAUGUAUAUUGAAUGGGCGAGCCAAGCAGAGGACGUCACGACUCUGCAAUAUGUCAUUCAGUUGGAUGUUGUGAAUCUUGGAAGUAGGAGUGUUAUGAACACGGUAAUGCAGGAUAAUGAUUGGUCGACACCUACGUUCUUCUAUCAGGGGUCCACAGAAUUUGACGCACUGCUUGGGACUCCAAAUGGAAAUCCGCAAGCGUGGAUUCUCAUCAAUCACAAGGCGGAAUUAGGUGUGAAAACUGUCUACAGUAUUAUGAUAUGGACAAGCAGCACUGUCAUGGAGGGUGCGCCAAAUGUGUAUCUUGACACGGACGAGGGUGGAAACGCAGCGAGUUUGAGGAAUAUGUGUUAUGUCUACUAUGAUGAACAGGAGGAAGAGGAGUACUCGGAUUCGGAAAUAGAAGACUCAGAUUCAGAAGAUGAGCAACCGUUAGGCUUCUGGGGGCUGUGCCAGCAUAUGCUUUUCACCUUUGAGGAUGUGUCAACCAGCGAAGAGGACGCUAUGGACCUUGUUUAA